This is a messenger RNA of Siniperca chuatsi (mandarin fish), 4044 nucleotides long. RefSeq names its product coagulation factor II (thrombin) receptor (gene f2r). Gene Ontology annotation, cellular component: membrane. The coding region runs from base 179 to 1468 and encodes 429 amino acids. Gene Ontology annotation, molecular function: thrombin-activated receptor activity. Gene Ontology annotation, biological process: positive regulation of blood coagulation; thrombin-activated receptor signaling pathway; blood coagulation. The record is from RefSeq and is a predicted model, not a curated record. The transcript is spliced from 2 exons. NCBI's taxonomy places the organism in Eukaryota, Metazoa, Chordata, Actinopteri, Centrarchiformes, Sinipercidae.
GAAGAUCAAGGUCACACAUUAUUUCUCUGUAAUGGGGAGGAGAUGAGCAGCGAGGCGGAGCCUGAGUAUCUCUAAUAACGUGUGAUGCUGGCAGAAAAACACUUCAGUAACUCCUCUGGCAAACAUAUUUUCAACACAUUUGUAGGUGUAAAAGCUUUGGAGGAUAUACAGUAAAGCCAUGGUUCACCUGUCAAUAGGGUUGUUGGUAUUGAUUUCUCUCCACAGCUCAGCACUCACCUCUCAAAAUGGCUCAGCGCCCUUCCUGCGGACUUUCUCUGGUCACUUUGUAAUGGUCACCGAUGAGCCUGUAGACUACGUGGACCUGUCUGUGUUAGACAGUUUGAGGGAUGACGGGGAGUCUGGCUCAGGGUCGGAGCAGGAGCCGGUGAAAAGACACGGCCCGCACCGUCAUCCCCAGAAGCACUAUUUUGUCUCAGAGGAAGCUAAAGGUUUUCUCCAGGGUUGCCUGGCAACAAGCUUUGUCCCAACCGUUUACACCCUCAUCUUCAUCAUCAGCGUGCCCCUCAACCUUGUUGCCGUGGUGAUGUUUGUGUACCACGUCCGUCCCAGAAAACCGGCGGUGAUCUACAUGUUGAACCUGGCCUGCGCUGACCUGCUGUUCGGCCUCCUCCUUCCCCUCAAGAUCGCCUACCAUUACCAUGGCAACAACUGGAUCUAUGGCUCCUUCAUGUGCAGAGUUGUUACAGCAGCUUUCUACUGCAACAUGUAUUGCUCUGUGCUGCUCAUCACGUGUAUCAGCAUUGACCGUUUCCUGGCUGUGGUUUACCCCAUGAACGCGCUGAUGUGGCGCAGCCCUCAGACAGCUUCAGCUGUGUGUGCUGCCAUGUGGCUGUUAGCCCUGGGAGGAGUAUCCCCUCUCCUGAUCUCAGGGCAGACCAUCUAUUUGUCAGACCUGGGCAUCACCACCUGCCAUGAUGUGCAGGAUGUGGAAAACCUACAAGCUUACUAUCUUUACUUCUUCCCCAUCUACUCCUCUGUCUUCUUCUUCAUCCCGCUUGUCUUCACUGUUGUCUGUUACUUACGUAUUAUUCAGGCCCUGACAGCAGCCAAUGUGGAGAACCGCUCCAGGAAGACUCGAGCCGUGGUGAUGGCCGUGGUGGUGCUGGUGGUGUUUGUGGUCUGCUUUACCCCCACCAACAUCAUCCUGAUGGUCCACUAUGUUCAGCUGUACCACAAGUCCAGUGACAGUUCCUACCAGGUGUACCUGCUCUCCAUGUGUGUAGGCAGCCUCAGCUGCUGUCUGGAUCCAGUCCUCUAUUACUUUGGCUCCUCUCAGUGCCAGAAGCAGGUGGCCGCACUGCUCAGAUGUAGGCGACUGGCACAAGCAGAGAGCAGCACAGGAACAAAAAGUACAAGAACCAGCGGGCGGACAGACAGCAGCAGGUCAUGCAACAUGGAAAGCGUUCAAACUGGCCUGGGGAGCCAUUACAGCAGGCUGGUGGCUUAACUACUUUGACGUGAGGAGCCUGCCUCUCAGAGACUUUUCAAACAUGCACACACACACCUACAGUAUGACACAGCAGAGUAAAUGUGUAUUUAAAUCCUUGCUAAGGAAUUGCUUGGGUUGGCUCAAAAGAUUGUGUCCAGUGCCUGGUAGUGCUGGAUUUCAUUUGCACUUAAAUAAGCUUAUUGGACAAAUCGUUGUUUACAUUAAAAACCAAACAGCUUUUUGUUAUAUGGUGAUAUCCACCGGUAUGACAGUGUGUGAUAUGUUGAAUUCAUUUGACAACCAACAUUUUCUGCCAUUCUUUUCAGAUUUUUGUUUCAUAGCCUUGUUUUCCACAACUCAAAGGAAUUGAACAGUUAGUGUAUAAUAAUAACAAUACAGUUUUAAUCUGAAAAACAUUACAUGUGAUGUAGUAACUGCAUGAUUGUACAAAAACGGCAGUUUUGACACCACGGUUUUCAUAAUGAAAUUCCAUAUAUCAUCAUCUGUUAUAUAUUCAAUCAAAACAAAACUACUGCUUAAUACAAAUGUUGCUGUAUCUCUGUCUUUUUCUUUUUUUUGCUGCUCACUCCGUACUCUCUUUGUCGUCGGGGCAGAGCUCUGAAACACAGGAAAACAUAAAAGAGAUAAACUGUCAGAGAACAACAGAAGAGAGCAAAAAUGGCAGUUUCCCUGAGCAUCAUGGAGGAUGUUGGCUUCAUUUCCAUUUCCUGACCAUGUGCAUUUGUACUUCAUGGAAUUACUCCAAUAAUAAUGAAGUUUUUGUACAGUAUAAUCAUAUUUAAAUGUUGCAUUUUGCAAUACAACAUCUCCACCUUGUGGCAACUUGUGUAAGUUGUGGUAUCUAGUAAAGACCUAGACUCACAGGUCCAGCUUUGAUUUUAGCUACAGUCAGUACAGGUUACUAAAGACUUACUGACCUGUGUCACCAUCAUAGCUAUAGAAGUUCUCUGGGAGGUUCAGACACCCAACUUGUUUCUUGAAAAUUUCAACAUCUUUGGGAUCUAUUUUUCCUGUCCUUGCUGAAAGAAAAGGGAGAUUUUAAAAAGGAAGUUACCACAUUUGAAACUCUGACUAACUGUGUUAAAACUGAUGAGGACAGAACUUACUGAACUGCAGGAUGUAUCUGCCGGUGACAUCCCCGUUUCGAAAGGUGUCUGUCCACAGCAGACAGUCAGAGCAAGUCUGUAGAAUAUGUCCUUUGUGGUCUGACAGAUUUUCUAUAACAGCGGACAGCAGAGUGACUGAUUAUUAUGCAAUGUUAUGUAUAUGGAGAUCUGUUGUUGUGCAUGUUCUAUGCUCUUAUUCACCCUGUUAAUAUCAUGCUAAAGACAUAAGCUGCUUCAUCUUUUCUCGUUAAUAUUUACAUCACUUGUGUGAUGUUCACUUACUGCGAAAUGUGGUGGCAAGUCCUGACACUGUUGCAUUUACCUCCCCCGAGAUACAGCGAUUACUGAGAAACAAGAAUAUGUCAUGACAGAAUUUAGUUUUCACAAUCUCAAAAUUUAAGAUGCUGUCUGAAAAGGUAGACCUUUUUUUCUAAUAUGGGGCUACAGACUCAAUUUAAGGAUGAUUCUGCCCAACAUUUUUAAUUAACUAAAUCAUCAUACUUACAAGCAGUGAUCUCUCCAACGUAAUGUCACAAUUUGGCUGUCAGAAGUGGGAGACAAGUCUAUCCAGGAGCUUUUCAGAGACUCCAGUGCCUUGUGGUACGGCUUGGGGUCGCCAGCUCCCAUCACAUACACCCAUUUUCCAAAAACCUUCACAUAAAAAGUUAAGAUUCAUGUAACUAUAUUAUAAAUAUCUAUAUGUGUGUGACUAUAUAAUAUGAUUUAGAAAUAAGACUUACCAAUUUGGGGUCCUCUGGCAUAAAAGGUUUGACCAGUUCCUUACAGUCAGGUGCAGAUGCAGCACUGAGGGAAGUGAAAGCCAACAGAAAUACAACAGGCAGAGCCAUGGUGAGACAGACGGCAGCACUGCAGAGGAUGUUGCUGAAGCUUUAACAGAGAGCAUCUAACGCUGAUUCAUAUUCCUUCUGGGGUUUCAAACAAAAAAAAAGGUUGUUGUGCAAGUGCUAAUAUGGGUGAGGAGGGGGGUUUCUACAUGCUCAGAUACAGUUAUUCAGUGACCAUGCUGAGCCAUGCAGAUUCCUUUUGCUCAGCAUUGAAUGCCUCUGAACAGUCCUCUGUUGCCAAUACACCUGCCCCUGAAUGAACUCAGGCAAAGUGCCACGACUCGUCUGGGACUGUUGAGACAUUUAAAAAGGUUCUGGAGCAGCUUUUCUUCAGAAGAACGAAGGUUGUUUCCCUGUGGGUCUGAAUGGACUCCUUGUGGCGACAGUUUAAACGUUUGAUGUCUUCUUUCUCCCCCCAACAGUGACGUUACCCAGCAACAGUCUUUGCUGACGUUUCUGGGAACAGCGGUGCAUUUGAGAAGAGCUGUAGUAGUUUGGAUGAAGAGUAUAAUCUUGACAUAUGGAUCAGCAGAGUGUCUGGCAUCUUCUAUUGUAUUUGAAAAAGGAUACUUUUGGAUACAAUUUUUCCGAAUAAGGGUAGAAAUAAAUGACACAGAACAGA